AUGACACAAGUGGGAAAUAUUGUGGCCGCUGCACGCAGUGGAAAUGAAGCAGAAAUCAACCGAUUUCUCGACCAAGGAACAGAUGUCGAUAGCAAACAUGGCGGAAGGACAGCUCUAUACGCAGCUGCGAAGGAAAAUAAAGUCGACGCGGUAAGACUGCUGUUGCAACGCGGUGCCCAGACCGACUUCCAAACAUCUGAGGGUUGGACGCCCUUACAUGUUGCCGUUUUCUACAAAGCCAAAGAUGCUGUCCAAGAGCUCUUACACCACCACGCCGAAUUAGAAGCCAAGAUAUUCAAGGGAGAACUCACGCCACUAUGGAAGGCUGCUGAGCGCGGCUACACGGAUAUUGGAAAAAUACUCCUGGACCAUGGGGCCAACAUUGACACGAAGUCAGAACAAGAUGUGACACCAUUUUACAAGGCAGCCUUAGAGGGCCAUUUGGAUUUUUUGACAAUGCUCCUUGACCGGGGAGCCCAAACCGAUGGCCACAUAAAGAGCGGUUGGACUGCUCUACAUGCUGCUGCCUACUACUGCCAUAAGAAUGUUGUUGAGAUACUGUUACGUCGUUGCCCAAACCUAUUAGAGGUGAUGAUUCCCAAAACUAGUAACACGCCAUUGCUCCUUGCUGCAGAAGUGGGCGAUGUCAAGAUUUGCAAGAUGUUACUUGACAGCGGAGCAAAUGUUGAGAAGCAAAAUUGCAAAGGGCUUACCCCGUUGCAUUGGGCGGCCAAGGGCCAGGGCUCUGUGGUGCAGCUGCUGCUAAAGAGAGGCGCCAAUGUCGGUGCAAAAACCGAGGAUGACCGUACGCCCUUACAUAUUGCCGCAUCAGAAGGUCAUAAGGGUAUUGUGAUCCUGCUCUUGCAAAGUGAUAGUAAUCGCAGGGCCAGGACACGGAAUUGGAAGACGGCUCUCGACUUGGCCACGGAGAAAGGUCAUGAAGAGAUUGUCAAGAUACUUUCGUCGAAAAGUAUCCCUUCGUUUAUGGGAUUCAACGAUAAUGAAGUUGGAGGAGGAGGUGGAGGAGGGGGUGGCGGUGGUGGUGGUGGUGGUGGAGGCGGAGGAGGAGGGGGAGGAGCUAAGGUUUUCAUAAGCGUCACUCAAACAGAUGGUACUUUUGGGAUAUGA
Messenger RNA from Talaromyces rugulosus, 1128 nucleotides. RefSeq lists its product as uncharacterized. NCBI's taxonomy places the organism in Eukaryota, Fungi, Ascomycota, Eurotiomycetes, Eurotiales, Trichocomaceae. Gene Ontology annotation, molecular function: protein binding. The record is from RefSeq and is a predicted model, not a curated record. Bases 1 to 1128 code for a protein of 375 amino acids. The transcript has a single exon.